Austrofundulus limnaeus is the source of this 2835-nucleotide messenger RNA. RefSeq names its product protein NLRC3. Bases 1 to 2592 code for a protein of 863 amino acids. NCBI's taxonomy places the organism in Eukaryota, Metazoa, Chordata, Actinopteri, Cyprinodontiformes, Rivulidae. The transcript is spliced from 8 exons. Gene Ontology annotation, molecular function: protein binding. The record is from RefSeq and is a predicted model, not a curated record.
AUGGAUCAGUGUGAGGACAGAGAGGAGGGAGUCCCUCCCUCUGAGACCACUCUGUGUGGAGGACAUGAAGGCCAGAGCAAAGAUCAGAGAGUUGACCAGCAGAAGUCAGACGGUACCAGAGUUCAGUGUGACCAGCAGCAUCAAACACAGCUGGACCUYAUAUUUAUGCAUCUGGAGGACAGCAUUGUUACUUUUGUGAAGAACGAGCUGAAGAAGAUUCAGAAGRUUCUAARUCCAGAUUAUCCAGAAYGCUCAGAAAUUCAUAUGGGUGAAAAGGAGGUGUUGGAAGGUGAGGAAGAGGAGCAGAUGAGGAGCAGCAGACAAGCAAUUGUGAAGAUCACACAGYACUUCUUGARGAGGAUGAAGCAGGAUGAUUUGGCUGAUCAUCUGCAGAACAGUCUGGAUGAGUGUCGACUUCCUCUGGACUUCCACAGGAACCAGGUCCUGACUAAUGUUACAGAGUCCACCUCAGUGGAUUUUCUCUUGACUAACCUCUUCAGAGGGAACCUGCUGCCUUCUGCUUGCCUCUGGAUAACCACAAGACCUGCAGCAGCCAAUCAGAUCCCUGCUGACUGUAUUGGCAUGWUGACAGAGGUCAGAGGCUUCACUGAUCCACAGAAGGAGGAGUACUUCAGGAAGAGAUUCAAAAAUAAAGAGCAGGCCAACAGGAUCAUCUCCCACAUCAAGGCAUCACGAAGCCCCCACAUCAUGUGCCACAUCCCAGUCUUCUGCUGGAUCACUGCUACGGUUUUGGAGGAUGUACUGAAAACCAGAAAGAGAGGAAAACUCCCUAACACCUUGACUGAGAUGUACAUCCACUUCCUGGUGGUUCAAACCAAACUCAAGAAGUUAAAGUAUGAUAGAGGAGCUGAGAAAGAUCCAGACUGGAGUCCAGAGAGCAGGAAAAUGAUUAAGUCUCUGGGAAAACUGGCUUUUGAGCAGCUGCAGAAAGGAAACCURAUCUUCUAUGAGUCAGACCUGACAGAGUGUGACAUCGAUAUCAAAACAGCCUCAUGGUACUCAGGAGUGYUCACACAGAUCUUGAUAGAAGAGAGCGUACUUCACCAGGACAAGGUGUUCUGCUUCAUCCAUCUGAGUGUUCAGGAGUUUCUGGCUGCUCUUUAUGUUCAUUCAACCUUCAUCAAGACUGGUGUCAACCUUUUGGAAGAAGCACAAACAAUCUCCAAGAGGUCAUCUUUGUUUAAGAAGACAAAACCAAAGAGUUUUUAUCAAAGUGCUGUUAAAAAGGCAAUGCAGAGUCCAAAUGGACACCUGGACUUGUUCCUUMGCUUCCUCCUUGGUCUUUCACUGCAGACCAAUCACAGUCUCCUACAAGGUCUCCUGACAGAGAGAGGAAGUAGCUCGGAGACGAAUCUGGAUACAGUUCAGUACAUUAAAAAGAAAAUCAGUGAGAAUCUUUCUGCUGAGAAAAGCAUCAACCUGUUCCACUGUCUGAAUGAACUGAAUGAUCGUUCUUUAGUGGCAGAGAUCCAACAGUCUCUGAUCUCAGGAAGCCUUUCCACAGACGAUCUGUCUCCUGCUCAGUGGUCGGCUCUGAUCUUUAUCUUACUGUCAUCAGGAAAAGAUCUGGAUGUGUUUGACCUGAAGAAAUAUUCUGCUUCAGARGAGGUUCUUAUGAAGCUGCUGCCAGUGGUCAAAGCCUCCAACAAAGCCUUAUUGAAUAACUGCAACCUAUCAGAGAGAAGCUGUGAAGCUCUGUCUUCAGUUCUGAGCUCUCUGUCCUCCAGUCUCAGAGAACUGGACUUGAGUAACAACAACCUGCAGGAUUCUGGAGUGAAGCUUCUAGCUGCUGGACUGGAGAGUCCACAUUGCCAACUGAAANGGAUUGGACUACUGAAUUACUGUGAUCUCUCAGAGAGAAGCUGUGAAGCUAUGUCCUCAGUUCUCAGCUCCCAGUUCUCCAGUCUCAGAGAACUGGACCUGAGUAACAACAACCUGCAGGAUUCAGGAGUGAAGCUUCUAGCUGCUGGACUGAAGAGUCCACACUGCAAACUGGAAACUCUCAGGGUGGAGCCCGCUGGAGUCCAAUGGUUGACACCAGGUUUGAGGAAAUACUCCUGUCAGCUCACAGUCAACACAAACACAGUGAGCAGAAAACUCAAACUGUCUGACAACAACAGGAAGGUGACCUAUGUGGAGAAGGUCCAGACAUAUCCUGAUCACCCAGACAGAUUUGAUAACUGGCCUCAGCUGCUGUGUCAAACUGGUCUGACAGGUCGCUGUUACUGGGAGGUGGAGUGGAGGAGAAGAGUUGAUAUAGCUGUAAGUUACAGAGGAAUCAAAGGGAGAGGUGGCACAGCCUGUGUGUUUGGAUGGAAUGAUCAGUCUUGGAGUYUGAACUGCUCUGAUGUUGAUGGUUAUUCUGUUUGGCACAAAAGCAGACAAACGCAGGUAUCCUCCUCCUCUAUUUCUGAUAGAGUAGCCRUGUUUGUGGACUGUCCUGCUGGCAUCCUGUCCUUCUACAGAGUCUCCUCUGAUGAACUGAUCCACCUCCACACCUUCAGCACCACUUUCACUCAACCUCUUUAUCCUGGAUUUACUGUGGGGUCUGGUUCAGUGCUUUUGUGUUGAGUUUCAAAUAAGUUGUCUUCUGUCAUAGAAACAGUCUGACUGCUGGUGAUGGUGAUUAAGUCACUGAAAACUACAGGAAAAGAUGAAAGGAAUUCAAUAAAUUUUUUAUCUUUAAUGACAACAAUUUCAGUACUUAAUUUCACUGAUUUUGAGUUUCUAUAACCAGUUAUUGUGUAUUUCUGCUUUGUAGUGAUCUACAUUUAAUUUUUGACUUUUCUAAGUUGAUUUUUUUAUUACUGUAUG